AUCGAAAUUAACUCGGCACUUCUUUUCUAUGCGCGCCAUCACAGUAGCAUUGAUUACACUAUGAAGUGAUCAUAGGUCAAAAUAAUCACCCUCGUGUGUAGAUUUGAGUGUAAACAAAUUUGAAUAAUUUUUCUAGAAUUAGCUAUUAAUAAACAAAUUUUUUUUAAUGUUUUAUAAUUUACUUCAUUUUUGAUAUUAUUAUUUGUACAUUUAAUCUUAGUUUUAAUGUGAAAUGUGUCUACCUGAUAUACAAAAACCUGUUGAUGAUUUACCCGUAUCAGAUAAUGAAGUAGAUCAAGGAAACGAAAUGAAUAAUGAUACUGAUCAAUCCUCAGAUAUUGAAUCAUCAUCAGACUCCAAUUUAGACAGUUUAAAUAGCUGGAUGAACGAACAUGAUUACGUUGAAGAACAACAGUCAGAUAUUGAGUUUGAUCCUUCAGAACAUAGUGAUGAUGAUGUGUCUCUAUCAAAUGAUAGUGAUGAUACAGACAAUAUGGAUAAUGAUGUUGAAGAUACAUCAGUAGAUGAGGAUGAAAAUCAAGUUCCUAAUGAUUAUGAUAAUAUAGAAGAUGAUGAUGAAGAAGAUGAUGUAGUCGCAGCUUUUAUUGCUGCUAGUUCCGAAAGAAAUAGAAACCAUCCUCCUAAUUUAAAUGUAGGAAGUAAUGUUCUUAUUGGUGGAUUAUCUUUUCAUCCAUGUACUAAUAUUAUUGCUACUGGUCUUUCAAAUGGAGAUAUUUCUAUGUAUAAAUACAGCAAUGAAAAAAAUGACUUUUUAAGAACUAAUGAUAAUGUUCACUUAAAAAAAGUAAUGCUUUUAGAAUUCGAUCAAUCGGGUGAUUACAUUUAUUCAGUUUGUAAAGAUAAUAAUGUUUCUGUAUCUGAUACAGAAACUGGGAAAAUGAAAGUUUAUUUUGAAAAAGCUCACCGAGAAGGAGGUUUUGUGACUUCAUUAUGCCUUAUUGAUAAUAAUACAUUUGCAACUGGAGAUGAAGAUGGUUUAAUUAAUGUGUGGGACAUUCGAACAAAUGGAUGUAGAUUUUCAUUUAAAAAAACUGAAGAUAGUAUAAAUUCAAUGAUUUCUUUAGACAAUCAACUUGUUAGUGCAUCUGGUGAUGGAAUAUUAACUGUUAUGGAUCUGUUAACCAAAAAGAUGAUAAUACAAUCAGAGCCUUACAAAUCAGCUUUAACUAGUUGUGUCACAAUGAAAAGAAAAACAAAGAUAGUAUGUGGUACAGGAGAAGGAUCUUUAAUUACUUUUAAUACUGGUGACUAUUCUAUGUUCAAUGAUGAAUUCCCUUGUGUUGACAAAGGUGCAGCUGUAAACAAAUUAUUACCAGUUACUGAAAAUAUUGUUAUAAGUGCUUUAGAUAAUGGAAAAAUAAGGGCUACUCAUUUAUUCCCAAAUUGUCAUUUGGGUAUUGUUGGACACCAUCAAGAAAUGUCUGUAGAUCUAUUGGAUAUAUCUGACAGUGGGUGUCUUCUUGCUUCUUCAUGUUUUUUUAGCAAUAUUAUUAAAUUUUGGAAUAUAGAAUUUUUUGAAGAAUUUGAUGUUAAAAAACAUUUUAAAACUGUAAAUAAUAAAGACUUCAAUUUACCAUCAUCAAAUGCUGUUAAUGUUACAGAUUUUUUUUCAGGUUUAGCAUAAUAUUGACUUUUAAAUAAAAAAAAUGUCAUGUGAUUCUAA
Molecule: messenger RNA, 1684 nt
Organism: Daktulosphaira vitifoliae (grape phylloxera)
Lineage: Eukaryota; Metazoa; Arthropoda; Insecta; Hemiptera; Phylloxeridae
Product: WD repeat-containing protein 55 homolog
Exons: 8
Coding region: 233-1645 (470 amino acids)
Molecular function (GO): protein binding
Source: RefSeq, a predicted model, not a curated record